UAUUAGCAUAUGCCCCGAGGGCUUAUUUACAUACGGUAUAAACAGUCGGCUAAUCUGAUCCGUUUUCAUAACAGCAUCAAACCAGAAUAUAUUACUCCAGGCGCCUUUAGGAAACAGAUAGAACAAGAAGACCGAAUGAGAAGCAGAGAUAAAAAUAUAUAAUAAGCUUAUCUUUUCAUUUUUGUUUUUUUUCUUUUGUCAUUUUCUAUUUCAGUAUUUGGAGUAUUUCCUUGAUCGUGCACAGCGGCUCGCUAUGGCCCCGUUAACCGAAAUCGGGAGCUACUUGGGCGGUCUAGACGGUGGACAUGUGGCAGCCCCUUUCUUUCUUCCUGCCGUGGACGCCCCGGUCCUUCUGAGCGAUCACCUCGCCCAGACCGAAAGCAGGCUGUCUCGCAGCACCACCACGGACUUAGUGCAUUUGCAAGGGAUUUUGCGAAGGAGGCAGCUUUAUUGCAGAACUGGCUUUCAUUUGGAGAUCCUUCCAGGUGGAGCAGUGCGGGGGACCAGGCGAGACCACAGCCGAUUCGGGAUCCUGGAGUUCAUCAGUAUAGCCGUAGGGCUGGUCAGCAUUAGAGGAGUGGAUAGUGGACUGUACCUAGGAAUGAACGACAAAGGAGAAUUAUAUGGCUCGGAAAAGCUGACAGCUGAGUGCAUCUUUAGAGAACAAUUUGAAGAAAAUUGGUAUAACACGUAUUCGUCCAACCUAUAUAAACACAGUGAUACGGGGCGGCGGUAUUUUGUUGCACUCAAUAAAGAUGGAUCUCCAAGAGAUGGGAGCAGAUCCAAAAGGCACCAGAAGUUUACUCAUUUUUUGCCAAGACCUGUGAAUCCAGAGAAAGUACCUGAACUCUACAAAGAUUUAUUAGGUUAUAGCUGAAACAACCCAACAUCAGAAGAUGAAGAAUUAUUUACUCUGUUUAUCACAGAAACAUGAGCUUCCCAUGGCUACAUCUGGUUGAGAGAAUGGUUUGGAAGGGAGGUGGCCUUACUGUCAUCAAAUGAAAAGCAUUUCUGAUGUGUAAUCACCUGUUCAGGAUCUUUACAUCUUAUUGCUAGGCAUUCACAGCUUAUGGACAUCAGUAAUGCUAUAAAUAGCAGCAGACAAAGGGAAUUGGUAUGUGUCGAUUGUAGACUUUGCUAUAUGAUGCUGCAGGUGCCUUUUCACCGAGAAGUUACAUUGACAGAGUAGUGCUACAAGAAUGUUCCUUUAUAUCACUGUGGAUAAGCACCACUUGGACUUGAUGGAGAAAUGCUAAAGGUCAACCUAAGAUAUCCAAUAUGAAGACUACUGCUAGACUUUUCACUUUUACUACAGAGUAUCAGAACAAUGAAUGAGUUACUGUAAUUUAUUUCACAAUAGUGUGGCCUCCAUCAUAAAUGUUGCUCAGAACUUAUACUCACAUUGCCUUGGGCGACC
Molecule: messenger RNA, 1417 nt
Organism: Hypanus sabinus (Atlantic stingray)
Lineage: Eukaryota; Metazoa; Chordata; Chondrichthyes; Myliobatiformes; Dasyatidae
Product: fibroblast growth factor 9-like
Exons: 3
Coding region: 254-877 (207 amino acids)
Biological process (GO): fibroblast growth factor receptor signaling pathway; positive regulation of protein phosphorylation; animal organ morphogenesis
Cellular component (GO): cytoplasm
Molecular function (GO): growth factor activity; fibroblast growth factor receptor binding
Source: RefSeq, a predicted model, not a curated record